This is a messenger RNA of Marasmius oreades (fairy-ring Marasmius), 207 nucleotides long. RefSeq lists its product as uncharacterized. Bases 1 to 207 code for a protein of 68 amino acids. Lineage: Eukaryota; Fungi; Basidiomycota; Agaricomycetes; Agaricales; Marasmiaceae. The transcript is spliced from 5 exons. The record is from RefSeq and is a predicted model, not a curated record.
AUGUCGAGAGGGACAACGUGCAAGGCUGCAUAUUCCAGACUGAAACGAGGAGAGGAGGCGGAGAAAGUUGGCCUGAAAAAGACGCUAUACCCAAACCAAAAAGGCGAAAAUCGACAUCAACGAACAACAAAACAGGGGAUGAAACGGAAUCAGUCUAAUUUCGCGUCAACUACGAUCGGUUCAACAUUCAUCUCCGGAACUUUCUAA